UCCGAAUUUAUAAAUUUAUAUUCCAAAACACAAUUUUAAUUUUAUGUGUAAAUUAAAAAAGAAGAGAAGCAAAACAAAAAGCAGCUGCCCUGCAGCCGUACAAUUACAAUUAGUAGGCAAUAGAACGCGAGGACGUUUGCGGUGGCGGUGGCAGUGGCAGUGGCAGUACGCAGGAGGAGAGGAGAGCAUUCUGUGGUGGCUGCUUUCACUAGCACGGAGAACCAAACAGGGGCAGAGGGUGUGGGCCCACUUUCACCUUGCCCUUCCCCCUUGCAUUUAUCCUUCAUCCCCACCUGCCGGUUCACCGCUCACCAUAUUAUCAAAUUUUGCUGCCGCCUGCGAAAUUUCAACCCACUUUCCCAGCAACUGCCUUUCACCCCCCUUCGCGUUCACGAACCCGUACCCGACCACUCUCUCUCUCUCUCUCUCGUGUCAUACAUCAUACAGCAAAAAUACUGAUCCCAUUCACACAGCGGAAACACGCAUCUCACGUUCACGCUCCCACGCGCCACGCCCACAACUGCUCUCUGCAGCUAUAAGUGCCCCUUCCCCCCUCCGCAUUCGUCCCUCUGCUUCAUUCCACCGCACCAGAUUUCCUACAAUGGCCAAGAAGAAAAGCAAGAACGGAGGACAGAACACCCAAGGCCAAGGAGCGAACAAGGAGGCAGUCCCCGACGCUGUUGUCUUGAAGAUUAACUUCGACUGCCAGGGUUGUAUUGACAAAGUGUUGAAAUGCGUUAAGCGUUUUAAAGGCGUGGAAUCAAUGACACCGGAGUUCGAGAAAAACAAGCUAACGGUGUUAGGCGAUGUGGAUCCAUUGAAGCUUCGGGAAGAAAUCAAGCAGAAGACGAAUAAGGACGCCGAGAUAAUCUCUUCGCCGCCAAAGAAGGAGAAAGACAACGGCGGGGGAGGCGAGAAGACCGCGGAUGAUAAAGAGGAUAAAAAGGCAGAAGAGAAAAAAGCCAAAGAGGCACAGGUGGAUUUGAAAAUGAAGAAGCGCUGCGCCUGCGAGGGUUGCAAAAAUGGUCUGCACGAAAUAAUUUCCAAGACCAGAGGCAAUCUGGCAUUGACGAUGGAGCCAUCUAAGGAUCUGAUUGCGUUGAAGGGGAAAAUGGACGCAAAGGCCUUGGAGUCCCUGAAAGAGAAGCUGAAGAAAUACGUCACCAUCGAGCCGGAAACGAAGGACGGCGGCGGCGAGAAGAAGGGGAAAGGAGGAAGCGGCGACAAUAAGGAGAUUGCGAAGGCAGACGAGAACAAGAAGAAGGAAGAGGAGGCUCCCAGGGCAGAAGGGUACAGACUGGAGUACUUGGUACCCGCACCCGGGUACGUAUACGGGUACCCAAUUGUCCCAGCGGAUCAUAUGUUCAGUGACGAGAACCCAAAUGCUUAUUGCUCCGUCAUGUGAGAAGGUCUUGAGUUUCAUUACCAUCCAGUUAGAGCCAUAUGAAAAACUGUAUAUGAAAUAGAUAUUUAGAACUUAGAAAGGGGUUUAACGGUUGGUAUGGCUAUGGCACCAGUUGCCUUUAUUUUUUUUCUCAGGAGUGGGAUCCCUCCAAUGUCUUGUUGGUCAAAAUCAGAUAGUAUGAUUUUGUUUUGCUUCGUGGUUUAAAGAUGCCUACAGUCCCUGCAUUGUGCUUUUCCUACUGCCAAAAAGAAGUGCCAAUUUUAUUCUGUUAGUAUAAUUACAUUUGACGAAA
This is a messenger RNA of Malania oleifera, 1697 nucleotides long. Its product is annotated as heavy metal-associated isoprenylated plant protein 3-like. Lineage: Eukaryota; Viridiplantae; Streptophyta; Magnoliopsida; Santalales; Ximeniaceae. The record is from RefSeq and is a predicted model, not a curated record. Gene Ontology annotation, molecular function: metal ion binding. The transcript is spliced from 5 exons. The coding region runs from base 44 to 1405 and encodes 453 amino acids.